AUGGGACAAGGCCUCACAUGUGGAGCAACGCUUGGCGUUGGGCUGUCGCUUAGCGUAAUACCUGCCCGGCUUUCAGUGACCGAUCAUUUGGGUAUCUGCGCUGCUGUGGCUGGAUGCGGGCUUUGUGUGGAUUUCGUUAGUGACUGCUGCGCCAAGGAGGGGCGAGUCAUCAUUCACCGCGAUGUUCUUCUUCAGGCGCAGGAUGUGCUGAGACACGUGUCUACAUUCUACACAAUGUGUGAUUCCAACCCCAUCGCCCGUUUCUUUCGUCAGAAACACGAGUGGUUGGUUUUGGAGUCUCACGGGCGGCGCUAUUACACCGUUCAGAAGAAUCCUGCAACAGGCGAUGUCUUGAUGGACGUCAGAAAUUCUCUUCGUGCCGCAAAUGACGUGGGGUUGAGCGUCGCUGGGCGCCCCAUACACACGGGAGAAAUUCGUCUGCACCGCGUAGAUUUGGAGUUUGACCUUCCAAACGAUCUUCAGGUUGCCUACAUGAUUGCAUGGCUGCGGAAGGAAGACCCGCGUUGGUCCUUUUCCACGGAGAACUCCAGGCAUUUCACAACGCGUGCUCGGUAUGCAUUGAAUGACUUUUAG
This is a messenger RNA of Trypanosoma cruzi, 594 nucleotides long. RefSeq lists its product as uncharacterized. The record is from RefSeq and is a predicted model, not a curated record. The transcript has a single exon. Lineage: Eukaryota; Euglenozoa; Kinetoplastea; Trypanosomatida; Trypanosomatidae. The coding region runs from base 1 to 594 and encodes 197 amino acids.